UUGAGCGAUUAUGCUUCGCAAAAUUCAACAGUUUCCAGUCCCUAUGGGCCGUUAGCAUGGGCUGGCAACGAGUCUGCUAGCCCUGCGAUAAGUAUUCACGAAAUGCGCACACUAACCGUCCAGGAUGCUGCCUCCUGCUUGGACUAUCUCAAUCGGCGGCAGGUGUUUUUGUACAAAAUGAUGAAUGACCCCAGCCACAAGGCGAUGCUGUACUUCCUCGAGGUGCUGAUGAACUCCGAGACGCCACUCACCGUCGACGACUUGGCCGCCCGGUUUUCGCACAAAACCUUCAGCGCCGACAUGAAAGAGGCUUGUGGUGGCGGCAGUGCCGACGGUCUACGCGACUUCUUACAGCGCUAUCCCUCCCUUUUCAACGUGCGCCCCUCCGGCGUAGUCACCUCCGUGGCUAUUGACCUGCCCGGCAUGGACGACCUGUCGGACGCCCAUGAGCUCGAGUCCGUCAAGGCCGGCCUGAACGGUGUCAGCUGUAGUAAGGCGGGAAGCGGUCUCAGCAACCCCACCUGUCCGUCUCGACCGCCCGGCAACCUAACUCUAAUCGACGGCGGUGGCGGUGGCGGCCUCGACUGCUCCGGUCACAACCCUCGACCGGGACUCGGAGUCGGGGUCGGCCAUCGGCUCGCCGCGCAGACCGCAGCAUACAGUGGGCCGGGCUGUUGUCGAGGCGGGCUCGAUUGUAUGGCCUGUACCAAGACCGGCCCUGCCGCUGAGGCCGAGCAGAGGCCGCGGACGACGGUCUCGUCGGCCGACUCGCUCGCCUCCCUCGCCUCGUCCAGCUCCACUGGCUCCGGCUCCCUGGCCUCUUCGGCCUCGGAGACCGGCAGCCGGCAGUCCACGGGCUCCACGACGAACGGCGGCCUUGACGACUGUCAGGCCCACCGACAGCUCGGCCUCUUCUCGCUGGCCAAAGAGUGCUGUCGCCCCGGCCUGCACCCCUCCAGCCUCGUCAUGUCGGCUUCCGGUUGUCCCACAUGCGCCGCAGCCGCCGCCCUCCACUGCCCCGAGGAGUCCGGCUGCGGCCACCUCCAUCCCCACGGCCCGACGACAUGUGGCCACGUCACCUGCAGCCACACGCACGCUCAUCAACUGCCACACGCCUGCUCACAUUCACACUCACAUUCACACUCACACACCCACGCUCACCCACACACCCAUGCACACGCUCACUCACACGCACUCACACACGGACAUACGCAUGGAUUAGGCCACAUGCACCAUCACCACCAUCACCACGGCCACGUGCACGGCCAUCCGGUGUUGGUGAGUCCUGGCAGCGGCAAGUCGACCGCCGGCGCCACUCCCGACGAGGUUUGCAGCUGGGCCUGCCCCGGCGCCUGUACCAUGCCCUCGGCCGCGGGCAACAAGACGGCGGCCGUCUGCAAGCACCAGCACCGCAUGUGCGGUGGCGAGCUUGUCGUCUACAACGAGGCGCUAGGCGGUUGCGCAGGCUGCGGCAACGGAGGAGCUGGGGCAACCGGCGGGGCUGGAAGGAGCGGUAGUCCCGGCAUCAGUGGCCUCCGGCCUCAGCAGCCCUUUCACCAUCCGAUCGGCAUGUCGCCCAUGACGGCGUUCAUCCACGAGACCGAGGCAGUCAAGUUCUUCCAACAGCGUCUGCUGAAGCGCGAGGAGCGCUGGGUGCUAAUCAAAAGCCUCGCGGGUCAUCUGUCCCAGGCGACGCCAGAGAUCCGCGCCGUGGUCGGGCCUCAGCUCGAGUUCCGUCGCUUCCUCCUCCGACACACGCACAUCUUUGAGGUGCAAGGCGACUUGGUCAGUCUGAAAGAGGCCUUCGCGCCGCCCGUCUGUAGCCUCGGCACGGCUUCCGGCCAGCGCCGGCCCAGGUCACACCAUCCAGCGCUCGCUGGCUCCCUCUCCGGCUCCGGCUCCGGCUCGGGCUCCGGCUCCGGCAGCCUCGGACUUGUCUCCUCGACCAGCCUCUCGCGGCGUCAAGGCGUCACGGUCGGCCGCGCCAUUCGUCCGAGGUCGCUGAUUCUGCCCGGCUCCAACAACAGCCUGGCCGGACUCGUCUCCUCCAGCGGUCUUGGACUGGGACUCGGUCUCGAGGCCAAAGGCCUGCUGUUGCCCGUCUCCGCCUCCGCCUCCGUACCUGUCUCCAUGACAUCAAGUGCCGGAGCCGAGGUAUCGCGCAGUCUUUUCCGUCGCAGCCAAGCCAUGAUGCCGAUCGCCACGCCCGCCUGUGGCCCCUCGACCUCAGCCCCAACGACGCCGACGGCCGCAGGCUCGAAUCCCGGCUCGUUCCGUCGCGGCCACGUGAUCUACGCUCCCGAGGCGCCGCUACUCCCCCCUCCGCCCGACAGCCCCGACCACCUCGUGUCGACCGCAGGCCUCUCGCUCCUGCCUAACUCCACGACCUCGGGCUCGAGUCCCGCUCUGACCAGCCUGGCGGCACUCGGCCAGAAUGCCGUCUCCUCAACGACCAGUCCUUCUGGUCAGCUGGCCUCCAGCCAGACGCCGGGCGUCAACGGCAGCAUCUGCAUCAACAUGUGCGCCAAUGAGUAUCGGUCUUUGAUGUUUUUGCGAAAGGUGUUGGAGAAAAAAGGCGGCGCCCCCGGACAGGCCGGUCUGACGCUGGGCCAGCUGAUGCGCAUCAUCUCAACACGGGCGCCCGAGUCCGUCCAGAAUACCAUCGGAUGGACGAAGAUUGAACUGGAGGAAUUCUUGCGUCAGCACUCGAUCUUCUUCGAGCUGGUCUCCGUCGAGGCGGGCGGCGUGAAUCACGCAGAUUCCGGCGAUCGUGAGGCGGUCAUCGCGACCACAGCUGCAGGCGUGACGUCUUCAUUGGCCUCUUCGACGACGACAACCGUCGAGACUGCGGUGCUGGCCAGCCGGACGGAGACGACAGGAGUCCAAAUGCCUUCGUCCAGUUCGAGUGAUUCGCUCGUGGAGGAAGUGCGAGUGUGCAACCGACGACUGAAGCGAAUGAUCAACAUUCUCAUCAUGAGCAGCAAGCCGAACGGAAUGGCGAAGCGGACGCUAACCAACCGGAAGGGCCGGAUCUUCAACGUUGCCAAACUGUGGGGCAUUAUUGAUCUUGGCCGACAUGAGCACGUCUUCUUCGACAAGUCCAUAUUCCGCUAUGUUGACGAUCUGCAGAAGCAUUUCAAGGUAUGA
This is a messenger RNA of Protopolystoma xenopodis, 3147 nucleotides long. The record is from the annotation of a GenBank genome assembly. NCBI's taxonomy places the organism in Eukaryota, Metazoa, Platyhelminthes, Monogenea, Polystomatidea, Polystomatidae.